Messenger RNA from Parnassius mnemosyne (clouded apollo), 828 nucleotides. The record is from the annotation of a GenBank genome assembly. Lineage: Eukaryota; Metazoa; Arthropoda; Insecta; Lepidoptera; Papilionidae.
AUGUCAAUUCAACUAUAUAACGCGAUUGUUGAAGAUUUCAGUAAAAUUUCAACGUUUAGCCGCAAAGCUGAAAAUGAACUACGAAAGAAAUACAUAGAUUUACCAUCGGCAACAUUUGGCAGUAUCAUGUCACUUUUGGUUCAGAGGUCUAUGAAACAAAGUUACAGAAAGUCUCCUGUAAUUUCUAGCAAAUAUUACGAGUUAUAUGAAGAUUUAAUGCAUGAUAAGAGUAAAGGAGAUGUGAUAUUGAGACUUUCCGACAGCCAAGGAAUAAGUCCAGCGUUAUUAGUACGAUCUCUGCUCCAGAAUGUUUACCCAGAUUCUACACAAACAAAAAAAAUAAUCAAGGAUACUACACUAAUUGAAAACAAAGAUUUGGCAUAUCAAAUGUUUUUGGGCAUAAUGAAUGAUAAUCAAUAUGGUCCUUAUGCAGAUAUAGUAAAACAAUCCAUUGGACUAGAGUAUGAACUAAGACUAGAAAGGGAGUUGAGAUUGAUGAAUAUAACAUUUUCUGAUGAAAACAUUCUCAGAUCUAGAGGAUAUGACAAAACUCCUGACUUUAAAUUGGAUGUUCCAAUAGCUGUUGAUGGAUUUAUAGUUAAUUGGGUAGAAAGUAAAGCAAUGUUUGGAGAUGAAGAAAAUCACUCUGGCUACGUUAAAGAACAAUUAACAUGUUAUUGGAAUAGAUUUGGACCAGGUUUAGUUAUAUAUUGGUUUGGAUAUUUAGAAACUUUAGAUUUUACUCCGGAAAUAAACAAUAUGUUCAUUCUGCGGACACGAUUCCCGUCAAGAGAUAGAAUAACUCAAUAUAAAGCAGAAUUGUUAUAA